Guyanagaster necrorhizus is the source of this 1578-nucleotide messenger RNA. RefSeq lists its product as uncharacterized. Gene Ontology annotation, molecular function: telomerase RNA binding. Gene Ontology annotation, biological process: telomerase catalytic core complex assembly. NCBI's taxonomy places the organism in Eukaryota, Fungi, Basidiomycota, Agaricomycetes, Agaricales, Physalacriaceae. The transcript is spliced from 4 exons. Bases 1 to 1371 code for a protein of 456 amino acids. The record is from RefSeq and is a predicted model, not a curated record.
AUGGACAUAUCCUCCGCCUCUUCUUCCCGGGUUCCACCAUCAGUAGUUAAAGGCAAAGAACACGAAAAACUAGAUAUCGAUAGACCUGUAGUCAAGCCUGGUUUUUCUGACCAAGAGUAUGCGUCCCUUAUUUCCUUAGCGCUCUCCGACUUUGCACUAUUUUCUGAUCCAGACCUUCGGCGUAAAAUUGAUGGAGGCGAAGAUGGGUUCGUCUCGUUACUUCAUGUUCUGAAGCACGCUCUUCAUGGUAUCCUCAUUUCCGAAUCAGAGACAGCUGUCGCCAAAGCUCUGCGGUCUGAGGCUACUGACAUCCUGGAGGUCCGGAUGGUCUUGUCUGGGCCGUCGUGGUCAGUGCAAGGAUCGUACAAAAACAAAGGAAUGUUCGAGGUGCGGAGAAGGGAUUCAGUGGCGUCUCUAUCGCGGAACAAGUUUACAAGGGAGGAUUGGAAUGAACGGAUGCUAUACAUUGAAAAUACCCCAGUUCAAUAUGCAUCGCUCUCUGGGGUCUUUCAUCUCAUCCAAGCGCUGCUUGCGAAAAAUACUGAUACAGUACCGACCUCUAAUCGUAUACAAGCUAUCUCUUUCCCGCCACAUCAUCUCGACAAACCAAGAGACAUCCCAAAGUGCAAAGGCUUCGCUCUCGUCACACUCCUCGACGUCGAAGACGUGCAGCGACUCCUACGCGAGUGGCCAUGGACCUCCGCCGUCGAUGUCAAGCCGCCUAUCCCAGAAAUCCAAGAAGCUGUCAAAUUCGGGUUCCGAACGCUUUCCAAAAGACGAUGGGACGAAAUGAAGGAUGAAUACCUUGCGUAUCGUGCACGGCUGGUAAAGGAGAUAGUGGCUUACGAGGAUGAGAUAACCGUGAUCAAGCGAAGACGAUCGCCUUCACCUGCGAUAUCGUCGAUUCCCCCUCAAACAGUCGAGUCGACACUGUCAUCUUCAUCGCUAUUCCCACCAAACUGCCUGGUGUUCGUUCGAAAUCUCCAUUGCGAGACUAACAAGACGACUUUACGAGCGCUGUUUUCCAAAGCAUUCACAACCCUUCCCGAUGGCAUCGAUUAUGUCGAUUUCACCAAGGGAAUGGAUUCCUGUUAUUUGCGUGUGGCGACGUCGGAGCAUGUACGCGCCCUCACGGACUAUUUUACUCAAGCUAAGAUGGCACAAACAAACGGGCUUGAUAGCGAAGGUAGAGAUGUCGAGGCUAAGGCAAUUACUAUGGAGACUGUAGGAGGGCGAAGAGAAGAGAUUUACUGGGAGAAGGUACCGGCCAAGGUCCGACGCGAGGCUGUUGACAAGGCACUGCGCUUGCUGGAGUCAGACACAAUGCGGAAAGAUAGUGGUGGAAACAAGAGAAUUAGGCGGAAGAAGUGAUGUGCGACCGUCUGUUUAUGACUGUUUUGAGAGCCUAAUUGAAGGCAAAAUUCUUGAGUGGCAGAUGCCACUGCUACUGUCGAUACAGAGUAGCCAUCUAACUGGUGAGGAGAGGUGACAACUUGGAAAUCAGGCCCGACGAGCCUCAUAGUGAUGAGGUUAUCAUUGAUUGCGACACUAAGCAGGUGGUAUAAGAUCUCCAUAAGC